AGCCCCGAGUAAUCGAUGUGCGGAGUCUUCCCAGGGGAGGAAUGCUUCGGGGGCGGGGUGGACUGCGCGGACGAGGCGGCAGCGGGCAGAACGCAGCAGGCACAGGGCCCCGAACUGCUUCACCGAGCGGAAACCGAUUUGCGGGUGCGAACAGAGGGAGGACGUCUGCGAUAGGUGCCGGACGGGGAGGACGAGCUGGCGGUGGUGCUUCACGAGGAGGUAGAGGCGGUAGGCCUGGUGGUGGUGGUAGAGCGGCAAAGGCCAAAGAAGGCGGCGACAAGGCUGCUGCUGGUGCCGGCCAGCGGGGAAAGAGACAGGAUCCCUUUGAGAGAAUGGAUCCCCAGGAGCAGCAGUUUGACGACGCGAUGCGAUUCGGCACCAAGACGACGUAUGCGCCUUCUUUGACCAAGGAGGGCCUGGCGGCGUUUGUUCCUGCGAUGCCUUCUACGAGGGAGGGCCGCUUGGCUACUGUGAUGGAGAAUUUGAACAUCAUUGGUGGAAGGGCUGACCCCGUGGGCGUGCCGCAGGGUUUGCAGGCGAAGAGCUAUGCUGAUGAGGUGGAGGCCAAUGGGGCGCGGUUCUUUGCGGAUGUGAAGGCGAGGGAGGCGGCGGAGGAGUAUCUCCAGGAGAAGAGGAAGCAGGAAGAGGAGCUGGCGGCGGCGGCAUCACCAGCUGAGGAGGGCAAGGAGGGAAAAAAGCAGCAGCAGCAGCAGCAGCAGCAGCCCAUCAUCCAGGACGCUGAGGAGUCCAUCAAGAAGACCAUUCUGGAGUCUGCCGUGGAGGGCAAGCACGAGAAGCCUACGUUUGCGACGGACCCCGUGGGGAUUUCGAGGUCGUGGCAUUUGAGGGCGGGUACUUAUACGCAGAGGGAUGUGGAGAGCUUUGAGAAGAAGUUGACGUCUUUGCUGGGCGCUGCGGGAGCUGGCGCUGGUGCCAAGGGCGGGAAGAAUGUGAAGGCGAAGGCUUGAAGAUGGGAUGGUGUAGGAAAAAUAAAAAAAAGGGGUGAAUAUAUAUAUAUAUACAUGUAUUUUUGUACGAUUAAAAAGAAAUGAUAGAAACAUGGACUGUGUUAUGAUACUGAAGUCUUAUUGAUAUUCUGAGUUAUAUAUAAAAAAAUUGGUCAUGAAAAGUGUGCAGAUAUAGCUGCUCCCUUACUUGUAUCCUGUGAUAAUGCGUGAAGUGUUUCUUGUUUUUUUGUAUUGUACAUGAUGAUAUCCCACCCUCCUUCACAACUCAAUUGCGAUCAAGCUGCUUAAUCACUUGCGCCUCCUCGCCAUCAAUCUCCUUCAUCUUCUUAUCCUGCACCUUUUGCAGCUCCUUGUCCGCCUUCCUCACUACAUCCGGCAGCACGGUGCCAUUCUUCUUCCACUCCUUGAGCGCCUUCUCGUGCUUGGUCCGGGCCUGGCGCACCCUAUCCCUCCAACCCUGGCACGCCUCCUUGACGCGGCGCACGAGGUCGU
Trichoderma atroviride IMI 206040 is the source of this 1460-nucleotide messenger RNA. RefSeq lists its product as uncharacterized. The record is from RefSeq and is a predicted model, not a curated record. Lineage: Eukaryota; Fungi; Ascomycota; Sordariomycetes; Hypocreales; Hypocreaceae.